GAGAGAGAGAGAGAGAGAGAGCUGAGAACAGACUACAGUCAGAUCUUAUGGAGUGGCGGAAAGCGAUGCAGGUACACAUCUUAUAUCUUUCUGAAAUAGGGACGUUUGAGAGAAAACAGCGUCAUUCUCGCGCAACUCUUUUGGAUUAAGCACCAUUAGGAUGAGAUUUAAGCAAUGUGAGUGAGAAGUGAUUUUCUCAAGCGAAACGCUGUUUACAAGGAAUUCUCAACAUUUGCCUUUUAAAUGCCACGAAACUCGGAUGUAAAUGCUCGGAGCUUCGAAGUGCACCUGGAUGUACCCGUCCUGCUCGCUGUUAUUUAAAGAAAGAGGUGAGAGUUUGUCAGAGUAACGUUAGAAGUGUUCGUCAGGUGCGGAGAUGAUGUUACUGUAAUGUAAUGUACGCGCUCGUGACAGAACAAAAUUCACGAUGUGAAGUUGCGACGUGAAGCUGUCAAACACAAUGGCUUUAUGUAUUAUCAGAAACAACUAGAUAUUAAUGUGGAAGGUAUGUUGACGAUUUUUCUGUCAAGUAAAAAGUGAUCAAUCCACGAUUAACCAUGGUAGAGUCUGUUGGCUUUGUGGAAGCGUGGAAAGCUCAGUUUCCUGACUCAGAUCCUCCCGAAAUGACUUUGAACUGUAUUGGAGAUGUUGAGCAGGAGCUGGAGAAAUGCAGAAACUCUAUUAGGAGACUGGAGAUGGAGGUGAACAAAGAGCGUUUUCGAAUGAUCUACCUCCAAACGCUCUUGGCCAAGGAGAAAAGAAGCCAUGAUGCUAAGAGAUGGGGCUUCGGUAAGGUCUCAGAAUGUGAUGGUGACAAGCCAGAACCCACAAACUCUCACCAUCAGGGAAAGGCUGAUGGAAGCAGGUGUCUCCCAGCUAACUCAAAGCACACAACAACAGCAGGUCUAUCCCCAGAGGAGUGUGGUGAGGCUCAGCUGUGUGUUGAGGAGGUGGGUGGUGAUGUCUCGGACCGGGAUAGACACAAACACAAAGAUGGGGAAGUAGAUGGGAUGUUUCCGUCCAAAAAAAGGAGCGUUGAUGCUCCCCACAGGGCCAUUGCUGGCCGUGGUCUUGCACAUCAUGUGGCGGAGGGCAUUCCUGAUUCACCACCAAAGGAGAAAGCCAGCUUGGGGGUUGCUGCUAUCAGGUCAAACUUUGAACGUAUUAGGAGGGCCAAUUCACAAACAUCUGGGGAGAAAAAGAGUGAGAGGCCUUAUUAUGUCAAUAUGGAAUAUCACAAUGAAAAAGGUCUCGUAAGAGUCAACGACAGAAACGUCUCGGAAAAGAUUAGUAGUCUGGGCAGUCAGGCAAUGCAGAUGGAACGCAAGAGGUCCUUGCAUUCUGUACCGGGUAAUCUCUCCACUGCUUUCGUGGAUGAUCGUAAACUAGAGCGGUCUUAUGAGCGAGCCAUGGAGGACAUCUGCAACUGUGAAUAUGAGGAUGCUGAUCUGAAUCAUCAGUUUCUUAAAGACAAUUUAAUCAGGUUUAAUGGAGGGAAAACAGAGUCUCAAAGGGGCCCUCAGCAGAACUGGCACCCUUCUGACUGUCAGCCCUAUACGACCGUUUAUGUGGGGGGCAUUAUGGGAAAUGGGGAGGACCUGCACCUGACGUGGCCUAGGCGAUCUUACUCGCCUGGGAGUUUCGAGGAUGGCUAUACACCUGAUUGCAGCUCCAAUGAAAAUCUGACAUCCAGUGAGGAAGACUUCUCUUCGGGUCAGUCCAGCCACGUGUCCCCAAGUCCCACCACCUACCGCAUGUACCGGGAGAAGAGUCGCUCCCCUUCCCAGAAUUCUCAGCAGUCGUUUGAGAGUGGCAGCCCCCCAACACCUCAGUCUCAAAAACGUCUUAAGCAACAUCUGUUGCUCUCAGACGCCUCUGUCAUUGGUGUUCGCAAGAUCUGGCCUUCGGAUGGAAGCUCUAACAGUUUCAACAGUUUCCAUGGAGAUCUGGAUGUACCAUUCGGUGGUACUCCACCUCCAGCAUAUGCUUAUGACAUUGAGAGAGUGGAGGACCAGCGUUUGCCUCCUGACCUUGCAUCAUACACAGAUGACUCCCACUCCUCCCCGCGCCUUCAUUCAAAGGGCAGAAGCAUUAGAGAGACCCCCUCCAUGGGAUCCCUGAAGUCCACUAAAUCAACAGAGCUGGACAUAGAGAAAGGCCUGGAGAUGAGGAAAUGGGUCCUAUCAGGGAUCCUGGCCAGUGAGGAGACCUAUCUCAGCCACUUGGAGGCACUUUUACUGCCUAUGAAGCCCCUGAAAGCAGCUGCCACCACCUCCCAGCCUGUGUUAACCCUGCAGCAGAUAGAAACCAUUUUCUUUAAAGUGCCUGAGCUUCACGAGAUCCACAAAGACUUUUAUGAUGGCCUCUUACCCAGAGUGCAACAGUGGAGCCAUUGUCAAUGUGUGGGCGACCUCUUCCAGAAGCUGGCCAGCCAGCUCGGUGUGUACAGGGCUUUUGUGGACAACUAUAAGGUAGCUGUGGAAAUGGCCGAAAAGUGUUGUCAGGCAAAUUCUCAGUUUGCUGAGAUUUCAGAGAAUUUGAAAGUCUGGAGCAGCAAAGAGGUUAAAGAUCACAAUGCCAAGAACUCUUUGGAAACCCUGCUGUAUAAACCGGUCGAUCGAGUUACCCGUAGUACUCUAGUGCUCCAUGACUUGCUAAAGCACACCCCAUCCAAUCAUCCAGAUCACCCUCUGCUGCAGGACGCCCUCCGCAUCUCCCAAAACUUUCUCUCUAGUAUUAAUGAAGAGAUCACACCCCGCCGUCAGUCUAUGACUGUGAAGAAAGGAGAGAAUCGACAGCUUCUCCGAGACCAGUUUAUGGUGGAGUUAGUGGAAGGGUCCCGAAAACUUCGCCAUGUCUUCCUGUUUACAGAUCUGCUGCUUUGCGCCAAAUUGAAGAAACAAACCGGAGGGCAAGGACAACAGUAUGACUGUAAGUGGUAUAUCCCACUAGCUGACCUGACUUUCCAGAGCAUUGAUGAAUCAGAGUCCUCACCGAUCCCCCAGAUACCAGAAGAAGAGAUAGACGCUCUGAAGGUCAAGAUCUCUCAGAUGAAAAAUGAGAUACAGAGAGAAAAGAGAGUGUGUAAAGUGGGUAAAGUCCUUGAUCGUCUCAGGAAGAAACUGUGUGAACAAGAAUCUCUGCUACUGCUCAUGUCUCCCUGCAUGGCUUUCAGAGUCAACAACAGGAACGGCAAGGGCUAUACGUUUCUGAUUUCAUCUGAUUAUGAACGGGAGGAAUGGCGAGAGAUCAUUCGAGAACAGCAGAAAAAGUGUUUUAAGAGUUUCUCCUUGACUUCAUUGGAGUUGCAAAUGCUCACCAACUCCUGCGUAAAGCUCCAGACGGUUCACAGUGUUCCGCUGACCAUCAACAAAGAAGAUGAUGAAUCCACAGGGCUGUAUGGCUUUCUGAAUGUAAUUGUUCAUUCUGCAUCUGGGCUGAAACAGAGUUUAAAUCUCUACUGUACUUUAGAAGUGGACUCUUUCGGCUACUUUGUAAACAAUGCCAAGACUCGCGUGUACAGAGACACCACAGAGCCGAACUGGAAUGAGGAGUUUGAGAUUGAGCUGGAGGGCUCUCAGACCCUCAGGCUGCUGUGCUACAGUAAGACCAAACAGAACAGAGAUGAUGGUGAGAACAUGGAUCGCGUCAUGGCCAAAGGACAGAUUCAGCUGGAUCCUCAAACGCUGCAGGGUAAAGACUGGCAGAGGGCAGUGAUCAGCUACAAUGGGACUGAGGUCAAGCUGUCUAUGCGCUUCAGCAGCAGAGAGUUCAGUCUCAAGAGGAUGCCCUCCAGAAAACAGUCCGGAGUGUUUGGAGUCAAAAUCAGCGCAGUCACAAAACGUGAGCACGCCAAAGUGCCUCUCAUUGUGAGACAGUGUGUAGAGGAGAUCGAGCGCAGAGGGAUGGAAGAAGUGGGCAUCUAUCGUGUCUCCGGGGUGGCCACAGACAUCCAGGGUCUGAAAGCUGCGUUUGAUGCUAAUAAUAAAGAUGUGUCGGUCAUGAUGAGUGAAAUGGAUGUGAACGCCAUCGCUGGAACGCUGAAGCUCUAUUUCAGAGAGCUUCCAGAGCCGCUCUUCACUGAUGAACUCUACGCAAACUUCACUGAAGGCAUCGCUUUGUCAGACAGUGUGGCGAAGGAAAGCUGUAUGCUGAAUUUGCUGCUCUCGCUACCUGAACCCAACCUGUUGACGUUUCUUUUUCUGCUAGAUCAUUUGAAAAGGGUGUCAGAGAAUGAGAGCAUCAACAAAAUGUCCUUCCAUAAUCUCGCCACUGUGUUUGGUCCCACCCUCCUCCGCCCCUCUGAGAAGGACAGUAAAAUUCCAGCCAAUCCCACGCAGCCUAUCUCGAUGAGUGACAGCUGGUCACUUGAGGUUAUGUCUCAGGUUCAAGUAUUACUGUAUUUCCUACAGCUGGAAGCGAUUCCUACUCCAGACAGUAAACGGCAGAGUAUGCUCUUCUCUACAGAGGUGUAGGGGAGGGUUUUUAAAGACCAAAGGUUGCUCAGGUGCAUUUUGAUUUUCGAUGCUCUGAGACAGAAGUGAUCCAGCUUGUGACCAAUAGAGGGCGCCAACAACCUACUGAAAUCUAAAGCAGAGGAUGCCAAAACGGUUUCCAGUGAACCCCCAGUAGAAGCAUUUUGUUUUGUUUUUAUGAUUAAGGUAUAGAAAGUCCCAUUGGAGAAUGACAAGCCUCUCAGAUCUUUUCAUAUACUUAGCCCUUAAGAAAGUUACAAUCAACAUGCAGAUGAUAUAGUUUCAGAUGUUUUCAUUGUCAUUGCAAUGUUUCUUAUUUGAGUGGUAGCUCGCAACUUGAGUGCCAAGUUUAUCAUAGGACCAUGGAUAGUGGACCUAUGAUAAACUUUAAUGUCUUGUUCCCGUUGACAUUAAAAUGAUGAAUUUUAAUGUCUUGUUCCCGUUCUGCACGGUGGGUUUAUAAAGUAUUGCACAUUCCAGUUUUCCAUGAUCGUUUUAUUUGAUUUGACAUUUAGCUCACCUAAGAUUUAUGUCCUGCUGUGGCGAGGGCUACGGAACAUCUGACACUCUCGAAUCGUGGGGAGGACCGAAUUUAUAUAGCCCUUCUCUGAUGGAUAAAACACAUGCAGGGAAUUAAAAUAUAUUUUUUUAACCAAUGUUUGUGACUAUGGUCGACACCAGUCAUUUGUGAAGGAGACAUAAAAGUAUAGCUAGCAGUCUUAACGUUUCAUAACCGAAAGUAACCAUAUGCAGCAUAAUUAUAGUUUCAACCCUUCCCAAAAUAUACAUUCCGUUUUGUUUUAUGAAUAUGUUUUUUCUGUUUUGUGUUACAUAAAUCACAUUUAACAAUAUUGGAUCACUGAGACUAUAUUAGGAAAAGCUGGAGAAUGCAUACUGUACCCUUAUGGGUCUUAUCACGCACAUAAUGUUAUAUUUUCAGAUUUCAGACUUGUUAAUUAAUCACAUAGCCUACCUUCAGAAAAGAAUAUAUACUAUUUUAUUUUGAAGGUCUAACACAUUUUUCAAGGUGAACUGUAACUGUUGGACUUAAUAUAUUAAAAAUAUAUUUAGGAGGUCUGCAGCACAAUAAUGAUAAUGUUAUUAUAUGCUGUGUCUUGUGCAGAAGCAAAAACCUUGGUUUUUUGCACUGUGAUGUCAUGGCAAUUCUGCAAAUAUGAACCGCAGGUGCUCCGAAAGACUCCGCUCAGUACACAUUCACACUCAUUAAACACAAAUUAACUUAAUAAUUCAAGCAUUGUACAUUGUUUUUUUUUCUUCUAAAUAGUUUGAAGACAAUAUAUUUACAGAGGUUAAUAUUACUUUUUUGUUCAUCAUAUAAGCACUUUGUGGCCCAGAACUGUGCCAAUACAUUGCCCUGUUACGUUUAUGUACAUUGUUCAGUUUAUUGUAAGAAAGUUAAUAUACAGCUGCUGAUUUGUUUUGUGUUGUGUAGAGCAUAUUGGAAGAUUGUGUAUUAUUAGGAUAUUGUGUAACAUGCAGGCAUGUUGAUUUGUAUAUGACUUAUAUUUCUUUUACAUUUCUCUCUGAGAUUUCCUUUUGUUUUGUGUAUUUCCUAUAUAGUGUGGAACUUACUUCCUGUCAUUCCUCUUAACUGAAGAUCGUUGCUUUCAAAAUCAUUCUCAAAUCCUGCACAUGCAGUUAUUUAGGUCAAGUGUAUUUUAUAGUAUUUGAUAUUUGUUAAUGCAGACUUAGAGGAAUUACACCUAUAACCAUGUCUCUAGUUUUUUAUUUGGUUCAUUACCUACUGUACAGAUGAAGAAAUCUUUGGCUUGGCUGCCAUAUAAACAAAUCAGCCUCCAUCAUAAGAAAAACGUUCUGUGUAAGUGUUAUAGUUUAGAUUUAGUUAUGUUUUCGCAGAGCAAUUGUGACUGUUAUGUCUGUUUAUCUGACAGAUAGACAAGUACAUAAAACGUUUCUCAGAGAGGAAAGCUACUGCUGAAACAUAUUGGACAAUAUUAAAACAUUAAAAUGCUAGCAGACAUGCUACAUUAAGAAUGGCAAUAAUACUGUGUGAUUCUGUACGAAGUAGAUUAUUAAUAAAGUUGAAGUUGA
Molecule: messenger RNA, 6548 nt
Organism: Triplophysa rosa
Lineage: Eukaryota; Metazoa; Chordata; Actinopteri; Cypriniformes; Nemacheilidae
Product: PH_BCR_vertebrate and RhoGAP_Bcr domain-containing protein
Exons: 23
Coding region: 558-4475 (1305 amino acids)
Biological process (GO): protein phosphorylation; intracellular signal transduction; positive regulation of GTPase activity
Cellular component (GO): membrane
Molecular function (GO): GTPase activator activity; protein serine/threonine kinase activity; guanyl-nucleotide exchange factor activity
Source: RefSeq, a predicted model, not a curated record